Messenger RNA from Silurus meridionalis, 3576 nucleotides. RefSeq names its product transmembrane protein 267 (gene tmem267). The transcript has 3 exons. The record is from RefSeq and is a predicted model, not a curated record. Bases 270 to 965 code for a protein of 231 amino acids. NCBI's taxonomy places the organism in Eukaryota, Metazoa, Chordata, Actinopteri, Siluriformes, Siluridae.
ACGCUGAAUGAGAAGGGCGCAUCGAGGAGGCUCCGGUCGCCUACGUUAGCCGGUUAGCUUCCUCGCUAGGCGCUUAGCACAGACCUCGUAUUUAUUUUCUAAAGAACUGAGAGUGAAAAAUGACUAUAAUUCUAUAAUCCAUAAAUAAAUACAGUGUUUCAGUUGUUUCAGACGGUUGUUUUAAGAAGGCAGCGCGUAUUUUAGAGGGGAGCUUGCGGUAUAGCAGCAGCAGAAGUGGUGUCUGAGCCCCGGUGUGACCCUGGUGGACGAUGAGGGGUUUGCGCUCCAAGUCAGACUCCAUGGCUGUACCGUUAAACUCUGCCGUGGAGACAGAGAAGGCGCAGGCGCUGCUGCAGACGUUCAGCACAGCAUCUCUGCUGGCUAGCGCUGGCCUCGGUGCCUUCUGCUUCGUAGCUGACUCCAUCUUGAGCUCGACCUUCAUCCAGCAGCACUCGUGGCUCAGGGCCGUGCUGGACAACUCGGUCCAUGCCGCAAUCGCGCUCUGGUCUUGGGCCGUCGUCAUUGGCCUGAGGAAGAAGAGCGACUUUUACGAAGUGCUGUUGGCUGGGUUCUUAGCCUCCGCCAUCGACUUGGACCACUUCUACAUGGCCGGAUCACUGUCUCUUACAGCGGCCCUAAACCUGCCACGGCGUCCUCUGCUGCACUGCUCCACGCUGGUCCCAGUGCUCUGCUUCUCACUGCGCUUGCUCAUGUGGACGUGCAGGCUGAAGGACUCGUGGUGUUCGCUACCCUGGCUGCUUUUCAUCUCUCUGGCAUCUCACCACAUACGAGACGGCGUGCGCCACGGCUUAUGGCUGUGGCCCUUCGCCAACACGCCGCCCAUCUCCUACUGGCUCUACGUCACCAUCACUGCGACUCUCCCCCACCUCUGUUCAGUCCUCAUGUACCUGACCGGCACCAGAGACAUGAUUUCGAUUAAGCACGGCGUGGCCAUCGACGUCUAAAUCCCCCCUCCAUAACGAAUUACUGUUCUUCGAUCCUCUCCCAGGAGAAUUGUUUUGCACUGCAGUUGUGUGACCUUCUGGAGUUCAGCAGCAACUCGCUCACAACUGCACGUCCUCCUUUACCCUUUAUGUAAUUCAACCAGCUCAUCAGGGGUCACUUUACUAUCAGGGUUUACUGACUGCUCGAAUUGGAACUCUUUAUUAACUAUGUCUAAUUACAAAAAGAGACAAAAACGCUCUUUUAUUGAAGGAAUCUUUGCCAUACUAAGCCCACUUGUCUGUGAUAUCUUUUCAUCAGCAUCCUUUAUUUUAUUUUUAUAUUUAUUUUCAAAUAAGCCAUUUUUGACUGUGACCAAGUCAAAUUUGUUCUGUGCUUUUUUUUAAUGUUUUGGUCCAAAACUGAGACAUAAUUAACCAGGUUACAUUGUGCUUCAACCUCAAGUUUCCUAAACAGCAUUAGCUCCUAAACCCAAUCAGAGCUCAAGCAACAUCUGCCCAUGUCAAGCAUCAUGCUGCCCCAUAUCCAGGAAAGUCCACAGAUGCUGUAGUAGCCUUCAGGUGAACACAGAUUCUGUCAUUUGUGAUCAAAACCCACCACCAUCUUAAUUUAGUUGCAAACAGGGUGGAAAAUUUCCAUGAAAUUUCAUCAGGAGGAUUUUUGGAAAUAUUCCAAGUUGGGAAUUAAUGGGGAUUAAGAAAUUUUGGGAUAUUGCAAACGAGCUUGAAUAAUAAGCUGUUAGUCGUACAGUAUGAUGAAGAUACUGUGAUGAAGCCUGAUGACCACUUUCAAGGAGCUGCAGGUCUUUGGAGUUAACUGAAGGAAGCUUUAGGAGGUUCAUAAACACAUCACCAAGAACCUGAAUUUGAUGCUACAGUGGGGUCAAGCUCACUGUCACUGGACAGAUGAUAGAUCUUCAGUUUUAAUUUUCAGUUGUCCAGCUUGGAUUCUUGUUUUUGACUGAGUGAAGCCUGAUGAUCUGAUGUAUUGCUCCACCCCAAGAUUUACCCGAGUAGCUUUUCUGCUCAGCAUGGUUGUCAGCAGGUAGACAACUUCCUAAUCCAUAAAAAGGUUUACAUUUGUCUGUGCGAUAUUUGCACAUACAUGCAAAAGAAAUCAGAUGCAAGAUGAGCGAUAUUUGAUCAAAUCCAUGCUUUAGGUUGAAACUGCGUGUAAAACCUGAGUGUUGCUUUUGUGUAAAUGUGUUUCUGAGACGCUUCGUGUUCAAAUAGUGUCUUAUUUACAGCACAGUCUGAAGGUAAACGCUUAGACAAUGCUGCUCAGUGGUUAAGGCUCGUAGUAACUUAACAGAAGGGCAGAGGUUCAAACCCUGGUAUUGCCAAGCUGCCACUCUAACAAGGCCCCCCUUUAACCCUCUGUAUCAUGGCUGAUCCUGCACUCUGACCCCGGCUUCCUAACAUCACUGGGAUAUGUGUAGAAGACUUUCACUGAGUGUUCUUUCUUUUUGUCUACCUUCCUUACACAGUUCCUUUACUGAUUGAUCAUCUCAAGAGCACAUGCAGAUUUGAUUGUGGUCCAAAUAUUACUACAUGCAGACUUUCUGUGAGAGGAGGAAGCUUGGGGUUGGGCAGUGAUUCUGUAGAGUUUCAUAGUCGACUUCUAGCUUUUUUUGCAGGCCGUUUUCUGCUUUUAUUUGUUUUGUGUUUGAAGUCCAUAAAGCUUGUGUCUAUGAAAGUUUUGAGAUGCGUUGAAGAUUGUGGUUGGAGCUUAAAUACCUAGCUAUACUGACAUGACCAUUAUAUUCAUAUCUAAAAUGUUUUAUCAUAAAUAAUGCUGAAAGCUGCUGAAGGUUAUAAUUGCAGUGUAGUGUAGCCCGAGGCCAAAACAACUGAAAUCAUUUCUGUCCAAUUAUUUCCAGAAACCGCAUCAUUCAUCUCUGAGAGUUUAUUCACGUUGAAACACAGUACUCACUUUAUUCCAUUAGUGUACCUUUGCCUAUUUAUAGUGUAAUCUAAAAGUUUUUUUCUUCAUCCUUUCUAGAACAUUAACUGUAAAUAAACAUGUCUGUAGGCUACACUGGUACUGGAAAAAAAAUGAGAAAGGAACAAAUUCCAUCCAUGGAUUAUACACAAAUUUUCUUCCUGUCUGAUUCGUUUGUGUUCCUCCUUGUUUCUUGUUCUCUUUGUUUGUAUUAACUGAAUUUUUCUCGAGUGUAAACCAUGUGAAAGAAAUCUCUUUUUCCCCCCCUAAGUAUCACAACAGAACCCAAGAACUCCAAUUUUCCAAAUGACGCAAAUGUGGACUAAAGUGAUCAAUAAGUUGAUAUCUUUGUCCAGCAGGGGGCACCAGUGCACAACAAAAAUAGUUUGUAAGUUUGCAUACCGUUCUAUUUCCAUUGUGCGAUUGUAUUUUUAAAUUGUUUUUGCAAUUUUUAUUUAUGAAUGUCGGUGUCAUUGUUAUAAUUUAUUAUCGACAACAAAACGCGUGUUCUGUAGGAAUAACCUUCAGCCGAUCAGAGCACUGGUGACCACUGGACUACAGCCCACCAGGGCUUUGAUGUCAGGCGACCAAAAAAAAAAAAUCAUGUGCACUCUUUCUAUGUUAACACUGUGUGCAAGGAUGAUUUCAGGAUUAAAUCUGAGGAACAUUCCA